UUCGUGAUGAUAAACAGAACAGAGCAAAAGCUCGAAGGAGAAAAACCAUGGCGGAUCCCAGAGCCAGAGAGCAGCAUGCCAAGGAAUCCGAUGACCCCAAGGCUGGAAAACCCCGCCGUAUCUCCGACAACAUCAUGCCCCAUCUCCUCAACCUGUAUGCAUCGAGAGCCACUGCUCAGGAUUUUGAAAUCUAUGCUCCUGGGGCUACGUUUGAGGAUCCCCUUAUGUGUGCUCAUGGAGUGAAGCAGAUCAAAUCGGCUUUCUAUUCGCUCUCCAAGGUAUUCAGUGAAUCCAAAAUAGUGGAAUACAAUAUACUCGAAAAUGCAAUCGCACCAGGUAAAAUGGAGAUUUUGAUCGAUAACAAGCAACAUUACAAGAUCUUUGGCAAAGACAUUGAUGUAUUGUCCCUUAUUCGGCUCAAUGUGGAGGACGGGAGGAUCAUCCGACACGAAGACUGGUGGGAUGGAAAGCCCUUGAAGAAUAGAGACACUGUGAAGUUACCAUUAAUCGGCCGGCUGGCUGAAGCUUCGCGAAGAGGGUCUAUGCUCAUAACUCAUGCUAUGAUGGGUUUCGGCAAGGACCCCCAGCCAUGAGAUGAUACCUUUAUCCUUCUUCUCUUCCAUUCUUACCAAACUUUUCCUCUUUCAGAUUGUGUGAUUCAACUACCUGUUCUUUUUUCAUGUGUUUUGCCUGCUUAAUCAUAUAUAUAUAUUUAUAUAUAUUGAUACAAUGUUGAAUCAUAUUUUUCAAUCUAGAUGUAAUACAGACUCAUUUGGGUGAUUAAAAGAUAGUAAAUCACUUGAAUGACUUUAUAAACUGUUUAGCUUUGCCA
Messenger RNA from Dioscorea cayenensis subsp. rotundata (Guinea yam), 832 nucleotides. RefSeq lists its product as uncharacterized. The transcript has 6 exons. The coding region runs from base 48 to 593 and encodes 181 amino acids. The record is from RefSeq and is a predicted model, not a curated record. NCBI's taxonomy places the organism in Eukaryota, Viridiplantae, Streptophyta, Magnoliopsida, Dioscoreales, Dioscoreaceae.